This is a messenger RNA of Doryrhamphus excisus (bluestripe pipefish), 2719 nucleotides long. The record is from RefSeq and is a predicted model, not a curated record. Lineage: Eukaryota; Metazoa; Chordata; Actinopteri; Syngnathiformes; Syngnathidae.
ACGUUGGGUCUUUAAGACUCACCCUCCACUCUCAGCAGGGUGCCCAUCUUGUCCUCAAUGCUCACGUCUUCCCGUCCCUCGACCUCAACACCGCAGUAGUAGCGGCCACUGUCCUGCAGGGUGGCGCCAUUGAUGCGUAGCGACAGAUCGUGCUCGUGUGGGUCCCCCUCCAGCCGGUACCGUUGGUCUUGCUGUGGCCUGGGCUCGCAGGCGGGGGCCCCCACUUGACUGGUGCAGCCGUAGACGACCUCGCUAUGUCCUUGGCGCCACAGCACCCGCACAGAGGAAUGCUGUGAAUGCGGUGGGUGGCUGAAGGUGCAGGGCAGCACCACAGGGUAGCCCUCCAUAGCCCGCACCUCCGGCUGCACACGCACGAACCAACCGCCAUCUUUGGAGCCUGUAUACAUAUAUAAAUCAAUCACUGCAUCUUUUAUCAAUGUCAUUCCCUUAACAAAGUCAUUAGACGUUUCAUUCAUUCAUUCAUUCAUUUUCUACCACUUUUCCUCACGAGGGUCGCGGGGGUGCUGGAGCCUAUCCCAGCUGUCUUUGGGCGAGAGGCGGGGUACACCCUGGACUGGCGGCCAGCCAAUCACAGGGCACAUAUAGACAAACAACCAUUCACACUCACAUUCAUACCUAUGGACAAUUUGCAGUGGCCAAUUAACCUAGCAUGUUUUUGGAAUGUGGGAGGAAACCGGAGUACCCGGAGAAAACCCACGCAUGCACGGGGAGAACAUGCAAACUCCACACAGAGAUAGCCGAGGGUGGGAAUUGAACCCUAGUCUCUAGUCUAGCUGUGAAUACUUAUUUAGCUUUGGUCAAAAUGUUGGAAGCACACCCUAUUAAUCUCACUAGUACUUUUAAGUGUCAACAACAAAGUGUGUUUAGUUCAGCUCACCCCUGCUAGCAGCAAAUAACAACAGAACGCACAAGACGACCUCCAUGAUGGACCAGUGUGUGUUUUGUGUGUGUGUGUGUGUGUGUGUCUUUCCAUUGUGACUUUUGUUUUGAGGAAGCUUUGUCUGCAUGAAACAUCGCCACAAGACAAAUAAAGGUCAAAGGAGUUCUCUCAGCCGACGAGUUGAGCAUGAGCGUCUCCAAGGAGGUGGUGGCGUGGCGAGGACAAGACGCAAUCCUUGGAUGCUCCUUCACUCAUCGUGAGCAGGAGCACUACGGCGGCACCAUCGAUGUCCAGUGGCGGGCCAGGCAAUCCAGUGUGAAGCCGUUCUUUGAAUGUUCCUUCAAAAACAUCUCCUCAGUGGCGCCUGGGGAUUGCUCUGCAGCAUGGUUCUCACUGCAUGGUGACCCGCGACAGGGGGUGCUGUCGCUUCUCAUCCGUGGGGUCAAGCUGAUGGAUGAGGGCAUGUACUUCUGCUGCGUAAAGCUGGAUGGGCAGCUGACCCAGAUGAAGGAGCUGAAGUUAAAAGUCUUAGCAAAGCCGGAAAUCCUGAGCUUGUCAUUCGUCAACAACAGCGCCCCUCAGAGGCUGCAGUGUACCAUAGAGGGCAACCCUCUGCCCAACAUCACCUGGCUGUCCGCCUCUAGAGGUCUCCUAGUGCAGCAAGUGCAUACCUCUAAAACAGGUUUGUACCAGCUGACCAGCUGGGUACCCUACGAUGGGGAGGACCGGGUCACAUGCAAGGCGGAGAGUCAAGUAGGUUGGGACGAGCGGGCCCACCCCCCAUCAAACUCUCUGACCAUUGCUCUGAUAGCUGCAAGUGUUGCUGUUUUUCUGCUGCUGGCCAUUGGUGGCGUCGUCCUCCUGCUGAGGCUCAGAGCUCCCAAACAACAAUCUACGAUUCAUGAAAAUACUCCAACAGAAGAGGAUCGUCCACUGCACUGCUCACAUCGUCCAGCUGAGGAUACUGUUGAGCUUCAGCCAGUUUACGCCACUGUUGUACUUCCUGCUUCAAGUGAAGUGGUCACACGCACACCAGACAUUUUGUACUCAACAGUGAGCCUGCAUUAGUCUUCAUCCUGCCAUGACAGCAAUGACAACACCACAAAGUGAGGUCCUUCGAGAAGCCAGUGUGUAAAAUUAAAAGGUUGCUAAUGGAGUUGGCGUUCUAACAUGGUGACAGCACACACACAUGCUUUCAAACCAGUCAAAUCUGCAUCAUAUUUGUAUCAAAGAUUUGAAAUACAUGCAUUUCGUCAUAAGAAUUGACAUACUCUGUUGAAUACAAAUACAGUCAUGUGAUGUUUAUUUUUAACAAUAUAUUCUCAAAUAAGAUACAUUUGACCAAAAAAUAAGUGAUGUUUUAUGUAUUUAUGUUCUUCAGCUUUGUUGGAGCCUCCACCAGCUGACUGGAGGCAAAGGUCAUUGUGAUUACACACACACACACCAAAUAUCUUUACAAAUACUUCCUUCCUUGUUAGCAUCCUACUAGCUAACAAAUAAAAUGACAAACUGAAUGAAGUUGACCCACCACCUCUCUCAAAACUGUGGUCAAAUAGUCAUUUUUAGUGCUUAAAAGUGAAAGACCAUUUACCAAGCUCACGCUUGGGCCGCCUUGUGCAGCAUCAAGUGUACCUAAUGUUGUGGCCAAUCAAUGCAGGUCUGUGCAACUUUAGAUACAAACCAAAAUAGAGGCAAGCUGAAGAAAACCUAAUAAAGUGAAUGCAUUGUGACAAACGUCAUGUAGUUUUAAACUUACCAAUUGCACGUUGUGAAGCACUCUUCUGUGGCUGCAGCGCGUCGCUGUGUGCGACUGGCCAA